This is a messenger RNA of Loa loa (African eye worm), 2381 nucleotides long. Its product is annotated as spliced leader protein. Lineage: Eukaryota; Metazoa; Nematoda; Chromadorea; Rhabditida; Onchocercidae. The record is from RefSeq and is a predicted model, not a curated record. Gene Ontology annotation, molecular function: nucleic acid binding. The coding region runs from base 135 to 2288 and encodes 717 amino acids. The transcript is spliced from 14 exons.
UUUCAGAGUCCACGUGUACUUAUGGAAUUUGGUGGAAGCAGCUAACGUGUUGAACUUUAAUCUCUACUGACUAACAGAUUUUACGGAUCAAAUAUUUUGCCCGUUGUUGCAUUUGGCUAACUUGUUACUUGAGCAUGGAUGAUGGAACAGUGUUAGAAGUUCGAAUAAACGGCGAAAUUAACGGAGAUGCUGCUUGUUUGGCAAAAUUACAGAAUACAGCAGAAAGUAUUUCCAGCCCUUCUACACCAGGAGUUGAGACGAGCAGUAGCCUCUCCGAUACAACAAUUACAUUAAUACGGAAGGAAUUGGAACAGGAAAACUUUUCGGCCAAACCAAAGAUAAAUGACCAAAGUCAUGCUGAGAAUUUCAUAAAAUCUAAUGAACAAGCUUCGGAUUCACGAGAUUCGAGUGAUUCAAGGCGAAAGUUUCGUGUUCUUGGAUUAACUUUUCCUGGGAAAUGGAUGACAAGUGAAAAGUUUUGGGAUUUACUCGAAAAAAGCGAAUCGUUUCAUAUCUGGUUUGAUAAAACCACAAAGGGUGGUAUAAAACAUGGUGGACUAAGUGCUGUAUAUGAAACACCGGAAGAAGCAAAACUAGCAUUUGCUGCAUUUCACAAAAUGACGUUUGAUGGGAAUCCACUGAAAUUACAGGCGUCUAAACUUUUUUAUGAUCCGGUACCGAAUUCGCGAAUUGUGCAACCACCCAUGCCAUUCAAAAUAAAUAUGUCGGAUCCCGAUGCUUCAAGACGACUCUAUGCUCUUCAUUUGUCUACAGCUACGGAUCAGACCUUACUGUCAUCAAUAUUCGGCAGCGAAUGCAUUGAAACAAUACAGCUGGAGGCCGAUCCGUUCAUAGCAUCGGAGAAGCAGGCUGAGAUUGUAUUCCAUACCGUUCAAGAAGCGAAUGAUGCACGAGUAGAAUUGGCAGAUGGAUUUGAGAUUGAUGAAGGCGAUCGUCAGCUUACUAUGAGACUUCUGACAAUGGAUGAAUAUAUCUCAUAUAUGAAAACAGAAAACGAUAAAAUUCUCAAUGCUCGGGUUGUACCUGUGAGCGGUUCUUCAGCUCCAUCUUCAUCGUCUUCCCAACCAUCACCCUCGGUAUCGUCGACAGCAAUUGCAGCUACUUCAGAAACUGCUGUCGUGCCAUUUAUUCCUGCUCCUGAGGUCACAGUGGAAGAUGUAACGAGUUUCGUACAACAGUACGUUGAUGACACGCGAACAAAUUGGGCAGAACUGAAUGAACUAAAUGAGCUCUGGAAAUUAUGCGAUGAAGUAAGCCAACUACACAGAGGGAUUCCUGAUUCGUUAUUGAAAAUUGCCUUGCUAAAUGUUCUGGAGCGACAUCAGCGAAGUCUUCCAACGCAUUGGAUGAGACAACAUGUUGACAAUCUUAUCAGGAUAUGGAAAAAAGAAGUGCAGAACACGAGAGGUGUUCAGCGCUCCACAAGUUACAUAAUGUCUGCUGCACCAUACAUUCCCUAUGAUAUUCCUGAACGAAAAAAUUCUGAAAAUUCAACAAGGAAACGCGCUUUAGCAACAAUAAUGGGUGUCGGGGAAGUGCUAGCCAAGGUUCGGACCAUGCUAGCAACGGAAGAAGGAGAGCUAGAUGUUGACGAAGAUGAACAUGGGAAUUACACAAUUGACGGACAACCCCUUUCGUUUGAAUCGUGGGCCAGUAUUAACAAACCAGUGAAACCAGCCCCAGUUUACGAACGGCCCCAAUUAUAUAUCGAUCCCAAGAUGCGAAAGUUGAGAAACCAAUGGAAAAAAGAGACAUGGCAAAGGAAAUUGGAAGAAGAAAAGGUUAAAAAAACGCAGGAAGUGGUUCCAGAAAUUGAAAAUGAAAAUGAAAAGGAUGAAAUGGCUCCAGAUGGUGAAGUUGUCAGGGCAGAAACAGAAACCCCUGUAAUCAGGAGAGAGUUGGAAGAAGGAGAGAUGUCAUCGGAGAGUUCAUCAUCAUCUUCGGCUUCAACAUCGUCAGAUGAGGAUAUCGAUGAUGGACCAACAUCCAGACACCGGCGACGAAAGCGUCGAAGACAUGAAAAGAGCAGUCAGUUAAAUUCCGUACAGGCUGCAAUGGGGUCUGUUAAUCCGCAGUUCACGACAUUGUUCGCACAACUCUAUGAACACCGACAUACGCUGUGUCGAUUACUCUUGUCCUCACACAAGAAUGGCUUCGCAUCUGUGUUAGGACAGAUACUUUCAUCACCACAAGGUAUGACGUCAGCUCAGCAAAACCAGAUGAAUUUAUUUAUCCAAAAUUUCUCAGCGCAGAAUUUACCAAAAUGACAUUAUUUUAUAUUUUCGAUAUCGAUAUUAGGGAUAUUCUAUUGUGUACUAUCUUUUGGAACCAUCCUACCUUCGUUUAUUAACCAUUGGGAC